This is a messenger RNA of Diorhabda sublineata, 811 nucleotides long. RefSeq lists its product as uncharacterized. The transcript has 5 exons. The record is from RefSeq and is a predicted model, not a curated record. Lineage: Eukaryota; Metazoa; Arthropoda; Insecta; Coleoptera; Chrysomelidae. The coding region runs from base 65 to 778 and encodes 237 amino acids.
UAUAAAUAAAGAAUGAUUCAAGUAAAAUCAGUUUUCUAACGGUGUUCGAGACUAAAGCACAAUCAUGUUCAUAGUCAAAGUAGUCACAAUUUUAACACUAGCCCUUUUGGCUAAAGGAUCCGAUAAGGACACGGCUCUUGACAUAAUGGCCUGUGCUCGAAGAGCGAUCGAAAAUGGAGUUUCAGAAUUAGGUAUCCCAAGUCACAGCCCGGUUUACAUAAAAGAAAAUUUCUCUUGGACAGGAGACAUUGACGUUGCAUCAGCUACUUUAACCUUUUACGACUUAGUUUGGGCAGGACUUCCAAACUGGAACGUUUCUGGAACUCAACUUAGUAAUGAUAGUGAUGCUUUCGCAGUUUUCGAUUUCGACGUUUACUGGUCAACUAUGGUAAUUAACGGAUCAGUUAACGCCAGUUUCACAGAAUUAGGUUUGCAACAAGACUAUAUCGGAAAUAUCAGUACUGUCUGGAGUGAGACUAACUGGAUAGGAACUAUAAAUGUCACCAAACCAGGUUUUAACCUAACAGAACAAGUGAAUAAUUAUACUGUUGCUUGGACAACCGAAACUCUUACAACUACCACUGAAGGUUUUGGACUUUUCGGAUCUGGAAUUUCAACUCUCAUAGAUGUGGGAGUGCCUGCCGCUAUUCAAACUGAUUCGUUCUCUGAAACUAUGAGUGACUUCCUUUUGAACAGACUCAACUCCGUUUGGUGGUCUACUGGAAAGAUUUGGGAACUUGUUGAAUGGUGUCAAGAGAAUCCCGAAUCAAAAUCUUGAAAUAUAUUAAUUGAAUAAAAUUGUCAUAAAGUG